Messenger RNA from Clupea harengus (Atlantic herring), 1059 nucleotides. RefSeq names its product zinc finger protein 239-like. Bases 153 to 905 code for a protein of 250 amino acids. The transcript has a single exon. NCBI's taxonomy places the organism in Eukaryota, Metazoa, Chordata, Actinopteri, Clupeiformes, Clupeidae. The record is from RefSeq and is a predicted model, not a curated record.
AUUUACAUUUAGUCUCUAGGUAGACACUUUUAUCCUAAGUGAUUUUGUAGCAAUUCUAGCAAAUAACCAAUACAUAUAUAUAUUUGUAUUUUUUAAAGGCAUAUGUUGCCUUUAUUGUAGAAAUUAUGUACUAAUUAGAGGAGAAGAGAAAUAUGGCUGACAAAUUAUUUUCUAAUAUUAUAGGAGACUUUCAAAUGAUCCAAUCUAACAAAAGAAGCAAAACGGAGCAAAAAAGAAACAAAGAGAGCCGUCACAAACGCCCCCAGUGCAGAAAGACUUCAUACCAUGAAUUACAUAAGCGACUGGACACCAGUGAGAAACAGCAUGAAUGCUCCCAGUGUUUCAAAACAUUUGCUAGACGUUCCGAUCUUUCAAUUCAUCAAAGAAUACACACAGGUGAAAAGCCCCAUCAGUGCGUUACAUGUGGGAAGGCCUUUAGUCAAUUGGGUCAUCUCAAGACACACCAGAGGAUCCAUACUGGGGAAAAGCCACACCAGUGCAAUACAUGUGGGGAGGCCUUUAGUCAAUUGUCUACUCUCAAGACACACCAGAGGAUCCAUACUGGGGAAAAGCCUUAUCAGUGCAAUACAUGUGGGAAGGCCUUUAAUCGAAUGACUAAUCUCAAGAAACACCAGAGGAUCCAUACUGGGGAAAAGCCUUAUCAGUGCAAUACAUGUGGGAAGGCCUUUAAUCGAAUGACUAAUCUCAAGAAUCACCAAAUGAUCCAUACUGGGGAAAAGCCACACCAGUGCAGUACAUGUGGGAAGGCCUAUGGUCAGAUGUCUCAUCUCAAGAUACACCAGAUGAUCCAUUCAGGGGAAAAGCCAUAUCAGUGCUCUACAUGUGGGAAGGCCUUUAAUCGAAUGUCUAAUCUCAAGGUACAUCUGAAGAUCCAUUCUGGAUAAAAGCCACAUCAGUGUACUUCAUGUGGAAAGUAUUUCCGGGAAAGCUCGGCCUCACCAGACAUCAGAUAACACAUACUGGAAAAAAGCCACGUCAUUGUUCUCAGUGUGGAAAGGCCUAUUGUUAGGUGAAAAUUCACCCUUGUUACUUCAGGAC